Molecule: messenger RNA, 2031 nt
Organism: Cladocopium goreaui
Lineage: Eukaryota; Dinophyceae; Suessiales; Symbiodiniaceae
Source: the annotation of a GenBank genome assembly
GUUCAUGCUAGGCUUAGACUAGCAACCAUGGCUGCUUUCGAUACUUCUGGUCUUUGUGAUGAGUGGGACCAAUGUGAUGAAGUCCGUGAGCGACUUCGACGUGGUGAAUCUCUGGUCAUUGCGCCCAAAAGCAAGGGGGCCGAUGCCACCAUCCCCGAAUGCACUCAAAAUAGCGAUCUUCUGUUUCCCCCGCUCCAUCGACUUUUCCGAUGCCAGUUGAAGCUUCCAGAUAUUUCUGGAUUACGUGAGGAAGUUCAAACCAUUUACUCCAAGAACCAGCGUGCCCCCCAAGAUGAUGAGAUAGACGAUGCAGCAUGGGAUCUCCGCAAGAUGCUUCGUCUCAUCAAGAGGAAGGCCAACAGGAAUGAUCCAUCUUUGGAUUUCAAUUUCCAAGAGAUGGUGCUUAUCCUCAAGCCCGAGCUUCAGGAUGCCUAUGGUACUCAGCAAGAUGGUUCCGACUCGGAUGACAGUGAUGAUGAUGAUGUGAUUGUUACUGCAAAUCCCUCGACUGAGCCCGCCGGAGCUUCAGCAACUCCAGUUCAGACACCUGUGCCCCCCGAAGCUCCUCGUGCUUUGAACGAAGUGCAGCCGGCUGUCCAGCCUGAGAGUUCCGAGGCUAUUGCAAGUGCUGCCCUUCCAGAAACUGGUGCAACAAUGUCACCAGCAGCCACGCCGAGCAAACCAACAUCGGAGAGCCCCAGCAAUGCAUGUUCGGUUCCUAACGAAGUUGAUCCUGCCCAUGAAGCAUUCCGAAAGCAUCUUUUGCUACAAGAGUUGGCGCAACGAAAGGCCGAGCUGGAAGCGCUCCGAGCGUCGAAGCAAAAGAAGGUGGAUGGAAACCUGGCUGCGGAUUCUGGCCGAGUUGUGACACGUGCCGUGGCCCCACCAGGACCAUGCAAUGUGGAUACGGUAGACACGCAGCCCAUGGAUGUGACGUCGCUCCCCAUUCCAGAAGUCUCUCCUCUGAAGGUCCAACAAGUUGAGGAUCCGGAUACCCUUCGAGCAAAGUUUCAAGUUCCCAAGGUCCCCAAGUCAGUUCCUGCCUCCGGCGAUGCGGAUGUUGCUGAUCUUCUGGCUCUCGCUGACCAUGCUGAGAAGGGUGUGACUCGUCGAGAUCAGCUUGCAGCAAAGCCGAAGAAGGAAAGGGGUCGGGGACGUGGCCGGGGCCGUGGUGGUCGUGGCGGUCGUGGCCAUGGACAUGGGAAAGAACCUGAGGUACCACAACUCACUGAUGCUGAGGUGUGGGAAGAGUACGAGAGGUGGGUGCUCGAUGAUGGACUAUGGAAGAAGGCGGAUGACGAUAACGAGGACAAGACCAUGGAGACUGAGAAGAAGAGGCCCCGAGUCAUUCAGGAAAAUGUCCGUCGGGUGGGUGACCAUGUCUGUGAGGCUCCAGUCCCCUCUUCCAGCAAGCCUGCCAAGUCAACCAAACAGAAGAAGCCGGAGAAUGAGGAGAUGCCUGAGACUGAAAUGGACCAGCAGCCCCGGAAGAAGAAGCACGCAGCCAAACCGCCUUCGAAGGUGAAGGCAUCACCAAAGAAGCCAUCGCAGAAGGUCAAGAAAAACAAUCUCAAAGAGAAGAAGGAGAAGAAGAAACGGGUGGUUGCCGCUCCAGCCAACCAUGACAAUGAAUUUGACGAGAGCAUCAUGAAAAAAAUCCUGAAGUUCACAAAGAAGAUCGACUACCAAGGGCUUGAGUGGGAUUCCUUGAAGGCCACUACUCGAGACGCUCUGCCAGAGUUUACAUUUUCCAAGUUGACAGUGUAUUGGACCCGCAGCGCUUGUGCCGUUAGCAUGUGGAGUUACGAAGCCGAAGCCUGGGUGGAUGUGGGCCACUUCUCGUUCAACCGCACGGGCUUUCAAGGCACACCAGCUUGCAAAUCAGUCGUUGCAGUUGCGCUGGGCUUGCAGCAUGCUCUGUGGGUUGAUCAAUACAAUGGUUGGAAAACUGUCGCAGAGUGCCGCGAGUUUGAGAACUUCUUGAAGGCCCAUGGUCGUGAAGCGCUGUACCGGUUGCACAACGUCGAUUGA